Messenger RNA from Aaosphaeria arxii CBS 175.79, 615 nucleotides. RefSeq lists its product as uncharacterized. The record is from RefSeq and is a predicted model, not a curated record. The annotation marks the transcript as partial. NCBI's taxonomy places the organism in Eukaryota, Fungi, Ascomycota, Dothideomycetes, Pleosporales. The transcript has a single exon.
UCCUUUCAUACUCACCCAGACUACAUCGCUUUGUCAUACACAUGGGGUGAUCCCAAGGUCACGGUUCCUGUCCUAUGCGACGGAAAGAUUAUCAACAUUACGGGGAAUCUGAAAGAGGCUCUCUGGCAACUCAGAGAGAACCGCAAGGGCAUUGCCAGAAGGAGUUACCCGAAAAAACACCCAUCGCAUCAUUUGUACUAUUGGAUCGAUGCUGUUUGCAUAAACCAAUCUGACGAGGUUGAGAAAAGCUGCCAAGUUGGAUUGAUGGCAGGCAUAUACCGACGAGCGUAUAAGACAAUCGUAUGGCUAGGGCCACCAGAUGCCAACAGUGAUAUGGUUGUAGACUGCCUCAAUACGUUAGGAGCAAAGGCAGAAGCUUGUUACAUGCACAAUGGCCCUGAACCAUACCGCAAAAUUUGGUUGAGGAUGGUAAAAAUGGCUUCGAUGAAGCAGGGACAAAGUCUUCCAGGUACCACUAUUGUGCACGCUAGAGGAAACAAAGAAAGAGUACCCCCAGAUCCAAUCCAAAGCCUCUUCCAUUGCAUAAGUGGCUGGUACGACCAGAACGACCUUCUACCAAUUGCUGAGUUGAAACAAUUUUUUACUCGACCAUGG